AUGGAUUCUGGUCAUGCUCAGCCCGCCGCGGACCAGGCUGCGGACCAAAACGCUCCUGGCAUUCUGAACUCCGAUGCAUUUGAUGGAAGUGCUCCAAUCUACCAGUGGAGCGAUGAGUACGGUGACGUUGGCCCUAAGAUUGAAAGCCUUGAGAUCGAGCUAUUCGGUGAUCCCGCCACAAGACAUGAAAGAACAGGCCUUGAUUUCAGACGUAUUGCAAGCAUCGAGGUCAGCCAGGAGGGCCCCGUGAAAAUUCAGGCGAUCAAUUCCUUCAAGGAUGCCGGUUUGCAUCCUGUCAUGUUGGAAAACGUCCAGUUGGCUGGUUAUGAUCAUCCAACCCCGAUCCAAAAGUUCACUAUCCCCGCCAUUGUCCAGGGCAGGGACGUCAUUGGCAUUGCUCAGACCGGAUCUGGCAAAACCGCCGCGUAUCUGAUUCCCAUUCUAAGCGUUCUCAUGGGCAAGGCCAAGAAGCUGGCUGCGCCUCGUCCCAACCCUGUCACAUUUUGCGAGGGCAGGGAUGAGGUUACUGCCGAGCCUUUGGUGCUCAUUGUCGCACCGACGCGCGAAUUGGCCGUGCAAAUUUUCAACGAGGCUCGCAAGUUUUGCUACCGGACCAUGCUGCGCCCUGGGGUCGUGUAUGGUGGCGUGCCUCUUGUUGAGCAAGUCAAUCAGCUCAAUCGUGGCUGCGACGUGCUCAUCGGAACGCCUGGAAGACUUGUCGCCUUUAUCGAGAAGCCUCGUGUUCUGAGUCUGCGCCGUCUCAGAUAUCUCAUCAUUGAUGAGGCAGACGAGAUGCUUGAUGUUGGUUGGCAGGAAGAUCUCCAGCGUAUUAUGCUCGGCGGAGAUCAGGACGAUGGCAACGUCAAGUAUGGUUUCUUCUCAGCCACUUUUCCCAAGCAAGCUCGGGACAUGGCAAAGGAACAUCUCGCCGCUGCACACGUGCGGUUCCGUGUCGGUCGUGCUGGGAGCACUACUGAAAACAUUAAACAAAUUGUUGUCAAGGUAGAGCCCCAUGAGAAAAGAGAUGUUCUACUUCAGCUUCUCAACGAGAUGCACGGCAUCAGAACGAUCAUUUUUGUCAAUAGUCGACAGGAAGUCGACUUCCUCGAUGAUUUUCUUUUCAACAUGAGGCUCCCCGUCACGUCCAUGCACAGCGACCGCACGCAACUAGAGCGUGAGGCCGCCAUGCGCUCGUUCCGCGCCGGAACUGCACCAAUCAUGGUCGCCACAGGAGUCACUGCCCGGGGCAUUGACGUGCGAAACGUCAUGCACGUCAUCAACUUCGACCUGCCGUCAAUGGAUCAUGGCGGUAUUGAAGAGUACACUCAUCGCAUCGGACGCACUGGUCGUAUUGGUCACCGCGGUGUCGCAACGUCUCUUUUCACUGAUAGAGACGAGCCGAUUGCGAGUGUGCUAACUCGCACUCUUCUGGAGACAAAUCAGGAAAUCCCUGAUUUUCUUCAGAUCUACAAGCCGGAAGUCCUCCCCGGCAAGGCGAUCAAAUUCGAAACGGAGUCGGACUAUGACCCAAACGAGGUCCAAGACGGAGGCCAAGACACUGACGAGGUUGGUGAGACUGGCGAGACUGGCGACGCCUGGGGCGGCCCGGCCCAGGCCAAGAACGGAGCCGUGCCACAGAGUGCUGCCUGGGGGGAAUGGAACUCUGCCACCUCCGCUGUCCCCCGUACUGCUCCGGAUGGUUGGAACUCUGCCACCUCCGCUGCCCCUCCAGCUGCUCCUUCUCAGAAUCAGGCUGCAGCUCAAUCUUGGGGCGGCUCGCAACCUCCGGCAACCAUCCCCGGUCCAACAGGCCUUGCUUCUCAAGCUUGGGGGGUUCCUGCCACUGUGAACCACUGGUAA
Molecule: messenger RNA, 1860 nt
Organism: Beauveria bassiana ARSEF 2860
Lineage: Eukaryota; Fungi; Ascomycota; Sordariomycetes; Hypocreales; Cordycipitaceae
Product: DEAD/DEAH box helicase
Exons: 5
Coding region: 1-1860 (619 amino acids)
Cellular component (GO): nucleus
Molecular function (GO): RNA binding; RNA helicase activity; ATP binding
Source: RefSeq, a predicted model, not a curated record